AUGGUUCUCGAAGACGCCUCCGUGGUCGCGCGGACCGCCAGCUCUGACGAUGGGCAUUCCGAAGACGACGCCUUGGGUGCCAGCAAGCGCACCAAGCUUCUCGCCGAUGAUGAAGAGGGCGAACUGCAGCGGCGCCUGCAACAUCGCAAAACAGAGGCCGACCGCCGCAAGCGUAUCAACGAUGCCCUUCGCGACUUGCGUCGCUUGACAGGCACCCCCUCGUCCACCGAACGCUCCACCGUGCUUAUGCUUGCCGUUCGCCUCAUUGAGAAACAGCAGGCCCAAAUCGAUCUGUUGGAGCAGCGCUUGGUCAAUGCCAAUGCCAAUGUCAACGCCAAGAGUGCGAGCCCAGCCGCCCAGACCAACCCGGCCGCUUCACCAGUCACCACCACCACCACAACGCCCACCACAAUGAGUGCUGCCACUACGGCCGCCCUGGCCAGCGGACCAGCCAGCGGUGGUCACACGCCCAGCUCCGCCGUACCCUCCCCUGACACCGUAGGUAGCAACGAUACCUGUGACAGCUUCUCCAGCUUCACUGUCCCUUCCCACCACCACAGUAACCAGGACGCCACAACCACAGCGGUCGCCACCACAACCAGCACCACGACCAGCAACGCCGCUACACACGAGCAAUUUGACCUUGGCGAUUCCUGGCUCUUGGCUAUGGAUACAACGACAGACACACGUGCCGGUGAUACCCGAUCACACCCAGCCCCUGAAGCUCUCCUGGCACUCGACGCCAUUGGCAUGCCCUCGGACGCCGCCACCGCUGCUGCCCUGGGCGCUGCCGCCAGCCCAGGCGUGAUGGCAGAUCUGGGCGCCAUUGCCGCCUCAGGCUCGGACAUGAGUGAUUGGGACUUCAACCUCAACCUCAACUUUGACCUAGCCAGCGAUAUGCGUCAUCUCAACAGUGAUCCCCUCCCAAGCCGUUUUACUGAUCAGGCUCAGGCGGCCACAGGUGGCGCUGUUCCCGCCAGUCUGGAUCAGGACACCCAGUGUGCCACGCAGGGCUGUGCCAGUCUCACGCUCAAUGUAUCUCCUCAUUGUUCCCUCAAUCGACCCACGGCAGCCAUUCGCACCGGGGAGCUGCUACAGUAUGCAAGCUUGGGCCACCCACCCCUCAAUUCUUACAACCUCCCCAAUCACCUUUGCGUCUUCCUUCUCUCCACCAGCGGCAUCAUCCUGGACUGCAACGAUGCCUGUCUGCGCCUCUUUGAACUUGACCGCGACAGCUUUCUCGGUGGAUUUGUGGGUGGACUCAACCUCUUUAUGGACCACAACAUUGAUCUUGAGGGCCGCCGAGCUCUGAUUCACGGCAACAAGCACACAUGUUGCUCCGUCAAGCGCGUCCGUCGCCGACGCUCGGGCCAAGUCAUGUGGGUGCGCAAGACACUCCGUCGCAAAGGCAUGAUUCCAGAGUCCGCAUUUGGACCCAUGACUCGCUAUGCCUUUGGCAUGAUUGAGCCCGUACAACCGCCCGCCGAUGGCAAACCUUACGUGAUCGAUGAUCCUUCGUUUGUCAUUCCCGGCCCUGAACACCCGCUGUCUGAGGAAUCACUGAUUCGCAAAGCCUAUCAGUCUUCAUGA
Messenger RNA from Monosiga brevicollis MX1, 1590 nucleotides. RefSeq lists its product as uncharacterized. The transcript has a single exon. The record is from RefSeq and is a predicted model, not a curated record. The coding region runs from base 1 to 1590 and encodes 529 amino acids. Gene Ontology annotation, molecular function: protein dimerization activity. NCBI's taxonomy places the organism in Eukaryota, Choanoflagellata, Craspedida, Salpingoecidae.